UCAGAAGAGGUAUCAAAAGAUUUUGAUGCCAAGCCACAAGGUAAUUUAGAAACUGUUGAUAUGAGCUUGGGUGAUUAUAAAUGUGAAUUUAGUUAUGUUAGUACUGGAGGAUCCAAUGAACAGUGGGUUAUUCAUAUUAACGAUAAUAGUGACCAUGUUGUAUGUAUUAUAGGUAGACCAAAUCCACCAAAAUCAUAUUUACUUUUCCACGAUUUUACAGCAACUUUAACCAAUACAAAAACAGGUAAACUUUCAUCACCACUCAAUGUCGAAGUUUAUGAUAACGAAGGAACCACUCUCAUGAAUGACCAAUUUAAAGUUAUCGAAAAUAAAGUAGUACCUGAUAAAAACUUUGGCAAGAAUAUAGUUUUAGUUCAAUUA
Dictyostelium purpureum is the source of this 381-nucleotide messenger RNA. RefSeq lists its product as uncharacterized. NCBI's taxonomy places the organism in Eukaryota, Evosea, Eumycetozoa, Dictyosteliales, Dictyosteliaceae. The record is from RefSeq and is a predicted model, not a curated record. The transcript is spliced from 2 exons. The annotation marks the transcript as partial.